Molecule: messenger RNA, 1026 nt
Organism: Penaeus monodon (black tiger shrimp)
Lineage: Eukaryota; Metazoa; Arthropoda; Malacostraca; Decapoda; Penaeidae
Product: basic salivary proline-rich protein 2-like
Exons: 6
Coding region: 1-1026 (341 amino acids)
Source: RefSeq, a predicted model, not a curated record
AUGACAUUUUCGGGGUUACCUUGCUUCGGCAGGCACUCCGAUCUCGUCCGGGGCCAGAGCCCCCGAAGCAGCCCGGGCACCGUCACCCCAUUUAAAAAGAAACGCUUCGGAACAUCCACCAGGGUUUCCCCUGGCUUCAGUCCGGGCCAAAGCAUAGUGUCACUAGCUUGCGGGGUGCCCAACAGCGUGCUCGGGGGGUACCCGCCGACACAUCCGGCCGCACGAGCCCGCCGAGGCGGCGGGGGCGACCGGUCGUCAUGGCGAGUCCCGGACCUGCGCCCCCCCCGCCCGGCACCCGGUACGGGUCGGGAGGAAGUUACCGACUCUUUGCACGCCGCGAAGGCCACGCGGGGGAGAGGGAAAGGGAAAAGCGCGGGAGCCAGCGCAUUAGGCUCGACCGCGGACUCGGAACCAGUCCCCCGUUCCCCGGCAGGCCCCGGAUGGAUGAAGACCGUCGGGGGGGCAACAAGACGAGGGCACCGGGGGAUUCCCCGGACGGUGCGCGAUGGAAAAAAACGCCCCCCGCCCAACGAGGAGCGGAGGAACACGAAAGCGCCGCCGGUUCCUUACCAGGACCCGGGGCCUCAGACGCCCGUGUGUCCCAACGCGGUCGCGGCGACCGUACGGCGGGGGGGAAGAUCGCCCGCCGGUCCGCCGGGGCAGGCGGCGGGGGCCGCUCCCCGCGUUGGCCCUUCGGACGAGGCCUCCGGAACGGUGAAGUCGCCACGCCCGCUUGCCGUCUCCCGGCAGGCCGACGAAACUGAUGAAUCCCCCCAGUUCGAUCUUCGAAUAUUCCGCCCGUGUUGCGGUUUCAGGCAACCCGACUCUAAGGAGAGGCCCGUUCCGCACUCCCACGAAACCCCCCCUCCCGCGAACGAGGAUGAGGGAAGUCCUUUCCGCCACACGGGCCUGACACCCUCCGGGCUUGGACACCUUUCCGUCGACCCGAGGGCGCUGUGGCCGCCGCCGAGGCUGCGGGGUCUAGCGGCUCCAAGGGGGCGCCAGGCAGUCCGGUGCCCUCACUAG